Molecule: messenger RNA, 4360 nt
Organism: Branchiostoma belcheri (Belcher's lancelet)
Lineage: Eukaryota; Metazoa; Chordata; Leptocardii; Amphioxiformes; Branchiostomatidae
Product: trichohyalin-like
Exons: 11
Coding region: 1-4227 (1408 amino acids)
Source: RefSeq, a predicted model, not a curated record
AUGACCCAGACCCAGGUCUUUCCAAAUAGCAGGGUCCCAACUCUCAAGGCUCAGCUUGCUGCUUUCCGGAGGAGAAAGGCAGCCAAAGAUGAGGACACAAAGAAGAAGAAGAAGAGGAAGAAGAGAGAGGAGGCAGGGGCAGCAGGAGGUGGUCAGCUGAGUUCCCCUGACCCAGACUCUCAGUCCAAGUCCCUGGACAUCAGCACGGCCAGUAACAGCAGUCUGGACCUCACCUAUCACUCCUCAGAAUCCCUGUCUGCAUAUGAUAGUGACCAACAGUCCACCAGUGCUGAGGAACUGUCUGAGGAGGGUGAGGACAGUGUAGCCCUGGAUGUAGCUCGUGUAGAACUGAAGCAGGCCAAAGCUCAGAUCCAUGCCCUUGAGGAGAAACUGUACGGGAAACAGGCAGCGCUGGAGGCACUGACUCAGGACUGUGAGCGGCUCAAGGCACAAGGGCAGCACCAGGGAGACACACAGGGAGCCCAAAGUGGAAUUGAAAAGACUGUUGAAGCGACUGUUCACAAGACCAGUGUUGCAGAAUACAAAGAAAAACUGCAGGAGUUCCAACAGGCUAUUACCCAGAGAGAUGACAUCAUCAACCAGCUGUCAGUCAACCUGCAGGUCACAGUACAGGAGAGAGACUCUGUACAGCAGGAGGCGGGGCUACAGGUGGCACAACUCACCCAGCAGAUCCAGACCUUACAGCUGCAGCUGCAACAGGCAGGUGAAAUGCUGAAGAGUCAGACAGGACAGCAGGGCACGUCUGUGGAGGACCUGUUUGCCACACAGCAGCAGGUCAUCACCUUACAGCAGAAAAUUCAGGAACAGGAGAGACUGUUACAGGAGAGGGACAGCCUGUUACAGCAGGGAGACAGCGCCAUGAGGGAGAAAACAGACCUGCUAGAGCAGAAGGAAGCAGCUCUGUCAGCGCUGGCUCAGAAAGCUGCCCGGCAGUCAGAGGAGCUGCAGAACCUGCGGGAGGGCAUCACGUCUGCGGAGACAGUCAAGCAGCAGAUGGACCUGCUGAAACAACAGUCAUCAGAAGAGAUCCGUACUCUCAUGCAGACCGUGGAGGAGCUGCAGAAGAGGUUACAUGACUCUGCGGGAAGAGAGCGGGGGGAGGGGAACGUACAAGCUCUGGAGUCACAGAGAGCAGAACUAGAGGAGCUACACGGGCAGCAGAUUCAGGAGAUGAAGGAAAGUAUUAAAGAGCAAUAUCAAAUACUAACUGAGAAACUCCAGCUAGAAAAUCAAACACUGAGACAGCAGCAGCAGGAAGAGAUGGAAGCACUCCGGUUAGAACUGGCUUCAGCUGCUGCCAGGCGGGAUGAGGUGGAACAACAGUGGUCAGAGCAGAAUGAGCUCGUCCAAUCACUGACUCAGGAGGUUUCACGGUUAACUGCUGCAACAGAAGAUUCUGCUGCGUACCUGAAUGUUGUGACAGAGUUGAAACGAGAGUAUGAUUCCAAAAUACAACAGUUGGACGACUUAGUAAAAUCUUCUGCUGCAGAAAAUGAACAGCUGAGGAGAAAAGAGGAAGAGAGUAAGCUGAAAAUUACUGAACUAUCACAACAGCUGCAGACUGUUUCAGAAGAAAAUGUGCAACUAAGAACCCAGAAGGAAGAGACAGUUGCUGUCCAGAAGAAGCCUGAGACAGACUUGAGGCUGGAGGAUGAGCUACAGAAGAUCAGAGGACAGCUCAAAGAUGUAAGGGAUGAACUUGAAGAGGCACAGUUUGAUAAAGAAAGUCUUCAGCAGUCACACCAUGCAGAACUCACACGCUUGAGAUCAGAACUCAUCUACGAGCAUGAGAACAAAAUGAAGGUCUUCAAAGACAAUCUGGAAGCAACAUUCCAGCACAAGGUGGAAUCCAUUAAAGCUAAGAAAGACCGAGAAUUUGUGGAACAACUACAACAAGCUCGGGCGGAGAUGGAAGAAACACACAAGAGGGAACUGGAGGAGCAGAGAAAACAGUACUCCAUAGAAUCACUUCACUUCACCGAGGAAGAAGCACCAGAGGUGUCUGAACUGUUGUCCUCCCUGCAGCAGGAGAACAGAGACUUGUCAGAAGCACGUGACGCACUGUUAGAACAGAUAGACCAGUCCCACCAUGACCUGGAAGAAAUGCAAGAAGAGCUUCUAAAAGUCGCCAAUGCCAAAGACAAAAUCAUCGCCGAGAAUGAGUCCCUCAAGCAGCAAGUUCGAGACUCGGUAGGGCAAAACACGUCUCAGAGGAUCCUAAACCUGGAGAGAGAACUACAGGAGCAGAGACAGACCUUCUCUUUUGCAGAGAGGAACUAUCAGGUUAACAUGGAGGAAAUGCAGGCUGAGUGUACACAGCUGCUGGAAGCCAAACAGGUUCUGGAGGAAAGAGUGAACGAGCUACUAGCAGCUAAAGUAUCCUCAGCUGCAGGUGAGUUUGGCCCUAGUGGAGAUGUCCCAUCUACAACAACAGACAGUACAGCACAGACCAACUCAGAACUAGUACAGGAACUUCAGGACUUAAAGGACAAACUCAAGGAACAAGAAGAACUCCUGAGUCAGCUGGAAUCCCUCAAGCAAGCCUUGGAUGUUGAGAGGCAGAAUAAAGUUAUUCUGGAAGAGAAGGCCAUGAACCAAAUGAACUCUUUUGAGCUUGAGAAGAAGACCCUACAGGACCAGAUAGUUAAUCUCCAACAACUGGCAGCUGAAAGUGACCAGGCUCUUCAAGUGACAAGACAGAACGAGUCGGACAGUGACUUUGAUAGAAUCUUCAAGGAAAACCAAGAACUAAGAAAGACAAUACAAACAGAACAAGAGGAAAGGGGAAAUGCAGACGCAUUGUUAUCCACGCUAACAGAAACUCUUGAGUCAGUGAAGAAUGAGUUGAAGUUGAGAGAAUCAGAACAGUUGGAGUUACGGGAAGCGGUGAAUCAAGCUAUGGCAGACAAAGAAGAAAGUUUGGCUUCAAAAGAUGCAGAAUUACAAAAUCUGAAACGGGAUAUAGAAAUCCUUCGUACAGCAUCAAAUGGCCAGGAGGACAAGUCAACUGAUGAUGAGUUUCAAACAUUGGGUCAACCACCGUCAGAAAGCCUUCUGCAAGAAUUAGAACAGGUGAAGAAAGAAUUAAAGGAGACACAAGAGAUAUAUUCCAAGGAAAACAAGUUGCUUAAAGAAGCACUAGAGUAUGAGAGAAAGGGCAGCCCAUUGCUUGAGCAGGAGGAGCAAGGACAGCUACAGGAGGAGCCAGGACAGCUGCACAGCAGGAUGGUACAGCUACAGGAGGAGCAGGAACAGCUGCAGAGAAGGGUGGUACAGCUGCAGGAGGAAGUGUCCAGGAGAGAAGACAGGGAGCAGGAACUCAUACAGGAAAAGAACCAGCUGGUAGCAGUGCUCAAGGAAAGGACAGCCCAGCUGCAGCAGGAUAAGGAGACAGUACAGCAGCAGCUGCAGCAGCAGGAGGACCUGGUGCAGACUUUCCAAACUCGCAUGCAGACUUCUGACUCUGUCAGUGCUGAGGUGCAGCAGGUGUUUGGUCGUCAGCUGUCUGCCCUGCAGGCCCAGAGAGAUGAACUCCUGAGACAGCUGGAGACACACAGACAACAGCAGACCUCCUUCUCUGACAUCCUACUGGAGAAAAACGCCCUGGAGGAAAACCUGCAGAAGGAGAAGGAGUUACUGAGAACAAAGUUACAGGAGAAGGAUGAUCUGGAGAGAGGGCUGCAGGAGGAGAGGAAGAGGCUGGAACAGCAGGUCCAGGAACAGAGGAGACUGGAGGCAGUUCUAGAAGAGAAAAAUAAACUGGAGCAGGAGCUGGCCAAACAGAAACGUGAGCUGGAGGGACAGCUGAGGGAGAUAGAAGAACGUCUUCAUGAGAAGGAGGUACAGCUGGCAGAAGAGAAGGAACUGUUGGCGCGGGAGACCAGGAUAAAGGAAGUGGAGAUGAGGAGAUGGCAGGCAGAUCUCAAGGAGAAGCAGCUAGAGUUCCGUGAUCGGGAGGCACAGCUGAGGACUCACUUCUCCACUCAGAUCCAGAAGGUCCAGUCCAGUACUGAGGAGACUAACAUCAAGAGGAUCCAGCUCAUGCGUGUGGAGAUGGAGGGGAGACACAAGGAUGCCAUCCAGCGGCUGAGACGAGAACUGGACCAAGACUACAGCGUUCGUGAGAAGCGUCUGAGAGACGGGCACUCGGCUGCUGUAUCCAUACUCAAGAAACAACACCAGCAGCAGGUGUGGACUUCUUCUUAGAUUUCUCAUUUGCUGUGAUCAAUCAGGCACUUUCAAUUCAAUUCCUUAGUAAAAAAACACACUGAACAGUUUUGUUAUCAUGCACAUUGCACAUUUUUCUCCGUCAAUAGAGUUAUCAUUAAACUUCAAUCAA